AUUCAUCCAUUCAUUCAUCUAAUCAUUCAUUAAUUCAUCCUUCCAUUCAUUCAAUCACCUACUGAUUUCUCUGUUCUUAUUAAAUGCCAUAUGUGUUUAAAAGCUUGCUCUCUGGCUCUGACACAGUUUAUAAAAGAAAUGACACCAGGCAGUCUGCCCAUAUUAAGUACCUACUGUGUGCUGAGGCUCUGUGCUAAGCCCUAGAGAAAGGAAGAAGGAUCCCUUCCCAUGACACAAAUGACUGUGCUCCAUGGCACUCCAUGGUUAGUCACUGAAGGCAGAGCAGCACUUGAAUCUAUCUCACCUCUGAUAGAAGGAACAAAAGCUGUAGUGUUCCAGAGUAGUUCAGAGCCUGGGGAGGAGGCAUCUUUGGGGUUGGGCUCCUCAGAGUUGCCUCAAUUCCAUGAUCCAUGAAUUAGCACAGACUAAUCACCACCCAGAGAUCUGGGAGGCCACCUCCUCCUCACUUUUGCCUGGUUAGAAUCCAGAGGAGGGAUUUGAAGCCAGGAGGGAGAUGUCAGCUGACAGAGUGAAAUAAUCAUGAAAAGGGCUCAUUUGGAACCAGAAGGCACAGGUUCAUAUUCCAACUCUGGUAUGUAUUUGCUGUGGGACCUUGGGCAAGUCACUGAACUGCUAGGUGGGCCUCAGUUUCCUCCUCUAUAAAAUGAAGGGGUUGGACUAGAUAUCCUGGAAGGUCCUUCCCAGCUCUCAAUUUAAUCCCCAGAUAAGGAUGGCUAUCCCUCAAGGGGGAAGGCUUGGAGUCCCAGAACCUAGAUCUGGGUUAGAAGGGCCUGGGGAAGCCCCAGAAAGUUCCCUAGGCACUCCAGUCACCACCAGACUCGGGGAACAGGUUAGUCUGGUAGCUGAGGAGCCAGACCAGCCCUAGGGAGUGGAGGCUCUGGUUCCCUGGUCCCCUCCCCUUCUUGUUUGUGGGAAGACCACAGGAGAGGACUGAGAGGGACCAGCGGCAGGACGAGGCCCAACAGCCUACUGGCCUUGACCCUCUGUGGUGCCUCCCCUGAGGCCAUUAUCUCCCUUUGGCCCUAGACUGGCUGAGAGGUAGCUGAGAAACAGAACCUCAGCGGAAGUCUUCCUCCCCUCGUUCUAGAAGAGACUGGCCACCCAGGGCAGUAGCAGCCUCUUGGAGGGUCAGGAAGAGCCAUGGUCCUGCUCCACGGAGGAGGCUGGGUCUGGAAGGAGUUCAUGUUCACAGCUUCCCUCUUGGCCUGGUGGACUGUCCAGCAGGCCUGGGCUGGUCUCCUGAUUGAGAAGAUUCCCGAGACACCCCAGGAGGGUCAAGAUGUCCUUCUAACAGUUCAUGGUGUCCCAGCGGCCAUCAAGGAUUUCAACUGGUACCAAGGAGAGGAGGUUGAUGGCAGCACCAUGAUCUUCUCCUACUUCCCAGGCCUCCCGAGGCCCCAGAGGAAUGGGAAUGCCCUACAGGGAAGGAACAUCAUUGGGUUUCCUAAUGGUUCCUUCCUCCUCCGCCAUGUCCAGCUCACAGACAGUGGCAUCUACCAAGUGGGCAUCACCUUCAACCCAUCCUGGAUCAUGAGGGCCAAGACUGAGCUCAAAGUCAUAGAGAACGACAGGGCCCAGGCCAGCCCUGUUCACAAACACCAGUCGGGGAAGCACAGCUCCUCCGCCGUGAACUCGGGGACCCUGGUCGCCAUUGUCCUCGGCUGCGUGGGGCUUGGGGCCCUCAUCGUAGGCGGCGGCCUGGCCUAUCUCAUGGUGUCCAGAGGCUGGAGGAUCCGGAGCCCCGGGAACAUAACAGUGAAACCAGAACCGGGAAGAGACGGGUGCCAGAAACACAGGGCUGAUGGCAGUAACAUCUACGAGGUGAUUCAUUCUCCAGGAAUCCUGAUAGCCCCGACAAGUGUUACAGGGAUCAUCAAUCCAAACCUGACCCCAGACUCACCCCAAACCAGGAACCAGGAGGCCGAAGGUCACCGCUACCAGGAGCUCCAGGACCCAGACCCUGCUCCGUACUCUGUCUUUCUAAUGGCCUGGAUCCCACCAGCCCCAGCCCUGCUGAACAUCUUAGUCAUCCCGGAGCCACCAGCCCAGGGCGACAACGUCACCCUGUUGGUGCGAGGCCUCCCAGGGGAGCUUCUGGCUUACAACUGGUACCGAGGGACGAACCUCAACCAGGCCCACCUCAUCCUGAGCUAUAUCAUCAGUACAGCUGACGAGACCCCUGGGCCAGCCUACACGGGCCGCGAAGCUGUCCGCCCGGACGGGAGUCUGAACCUCCGGGAUGUGGUCCCUGAGGACUCCGGCAGCUACAUCCUGCAGACCCUGAACAAGCAGUUCCAGACCGACAUUGCCUAUGGCCACCUCCUAGUCCAUGGUGAGAGUGUCCCCCUGGGGACAGGGCACCAGCUAGGUGGUGUCCAGUCCCCUCCCCCUCUGCCUCUCCCCACAGAGAUCCUGUCCCCACCUCUCCUUUUGGCCAAUGGCACCGAGCUGGUAGAACGCCGAGACACCAUCCACCUGCUCUGCAGCACCCCCAGCACGGGAGACGUCCGCUGGUUCUUCAAUGGGGAGGCGCUCCCCAUCGGCAGUCGUCUGGGGCUGACCCCGGACAACCGGAUCCUGGUUCGGCACAAUGUCCGCAGAGAAGAGGCCGGGGCCUACCAGUGUGAGAUCUCGAACCCUGUCAGUGUCAGCCGCAGUGACCCCGUCAACCUAACAGUGUACUAUGGCCCCGAUCGGGUAACAAUUAUCCAGGAAUCGGCCUCCCAGACGGGCUGCACGGUGAAAGUGGAAUUGGACGCGUCUCUCACACUUUGGUGCGUGACCAGGUCCUGCCCAGACCCAGAGUACAUAUGGUCUUUCAAUGGGCGGACCCACGAGAGCACCACCAGCUUUGUCAACAUCACGGGGAUGACAAAGGACAAGGAAGGGACCUAUACCUGCAUUGCCAAAAACCCCAUAACCGAGCUCACAGGCUCGGCAUCAGUCUUGGUCAAGAUGUUGGUACCCAUGAUCAAUGGUUCUGAGAUCCCAUCCAGCUUGGGCAUCCCGUGCUCUGUGUUCUGA
Molecule: messenger RNA, 3045 nt
Organism: Monodelphis domestica (gray short-tailed opossum)
Lineage: Eukaryota; Metazoa; Chordata; Mammalia; Didelphimorphia; Didelphidae
Gene: CEACAM19
Product: CEA cell adhesion molecule 19
Source: RefSeq, a predicted model, not a curated record